GUGAAAGUAUAAGGGUGGUUUUGCUUUAUUUGAUUAAAUUUUUUGUUGUUAAAGAUCAAAGUUUAAAUGAUAAUCCUAUGGUAAAUAUGGCAGACAUGGAUGUGACGCUUGGUAAACCGGAAGACUUCCCUUCGUACGGUUGGGAUAAUGAAUAUGGAUUUUUUAAAUGCAGUGUACCCGCCUUUGAAUCGAGUAAAUAUCCAAUCACCAAUGGACAGUUCCUAGAGUUUGUAAAAAGUGGUGGUUAUAACAAACGUGACUUGUGGACAGAAGAUGGGUGGCAGUGGAGGGAAUUUAAAAAGGCUAAACAUCCACCUUUUUGGGUCUGUUCAGAAGGUUGUAAGAGCAAUUGUGGUGCCAAUCUGUCUGUUUAUUCUCACUGUAAACCGGCUUCAGGUGAAGACACCAGUAUAAACUGUAGCUACAGGUAUCGUGCUAUGUUUGAUGAAUUAGAUCUACCCAUGGAUUGGCCUGUUGAAGUAACAUAUCAUGAAGCUAAGGCAUACUGUGCAUGGAAAGGUCCAGAAUUUAGACUACCUGCUGAAGCUGAAUGUCAUGUGAUGCGAGGUACUGAGAAACCAGUAACGGACGGUACAUCAUGUGAUAUAAUUUAUCAAGAUACAAUACCAGCUAAUCUGAACAUGCAGUAUGGAUCAUCUACCCCUGUAAAUCUCUAUCCUGCUAAUGAUGUCGGUUUCUGUGAUGUUUAUGGUAACGUGGGGGAAUGGCAUGAAGAUCAUUUUAAUGGAUUGAAUGGAUUUACAACACACUAUCUAUAUCAUGACUAUUCAACACCCUUGUGUGACGGCAAACAUCGUGUGGUCCUGAGUGGAUCAUGGUGCACGACUGGUGCAGCAGGUGGCAGAUUUUUCCGAAACACUUUCCGGCCACACUUUUUAACGUUUUCAGGAUUCCGUGUGUUACGGAACUUACACCAGACUGAUAAUAUGAAGCUGCCUAUACGUGUUAUUAAUAAUAAUAUAUUUGAACUUGAUUUGGGUGAAACGAAGCCAGUCUUUCCUUUAUAUGGAGAAAAUACUACGCUUAUUCCUACGCUUUCAGCUAACUACCACUUUAACUAUGAUACCGAGGAAUCAUUGUACAGAAAUUUACAAAUAGAAUUUGGAAGUCCUGAAAAUAUUGCGCAUGCUGUUACGGAGCAUUGUUUGGAAUUGACAAAAAAUCAUAAUAUUUAUCCCGACAAAGCAACAAUAUUGGGUUCUGGUAUCGGGCAUUUAGCAUUUUUACUAAGUGAGAAGUACAACAUCAUUUUGGGUGUUGAAAUAUGUGCGCGAAUGGUAGACGCUUCACUAACAUUACAAGACCAGCGAAGUCUUUCGAAAACUGACCCCGAUGGUCAAAUACAAACAUAUCGCCUUCAUUCUGAUGUGGAUACUAAUAAAAUAAUUUUUAAGCAGUUGACAUGGAUACCAAACGAAGUGGUUGCUUCUGAUUUGGUUAUUGUAACCCAUCUGCACAGACUUCAAACCCCAAAAGCCUGGUUGAUAAAACUUUGGGAAAUAACCAAACUAACAGGGUUAACCGUUAUUGUAUCCAUUGACAAUAACUGGACUGAAGACCAACUUCAGCCAUAUCUUUCUCAUAAGUUUCGUUGUGUUGGAAGUGAAGUAAUCCGGUAUAUAUGUGAAGGUUCGGAUAAUAAAGCUACUGUAACAUCCUGGAAACGUAUUUAAUUACUCUGUAAUAUCCCAUGAAAUAUUUAGGGUUACACAAAUAUUUCUUAAGGCAUCGCUGAAGAAAAGUUUUACCUUUCGGUUGGGUUUAGAAUAAGCUUUAUCAAAUAUAUAUUAUUAUUGUAAUCAAAUGAUCGUAAAAUUACAGGUUGGGGUUUCAUCCCUAUUGUUGUUUUUAACAGUGUAACUAAUAAAACCUAAAAUUUCCACCCCAUAUGAACAAGCCAUUCGGCUUGCUUAAAAACUUUGUCUAUGAAGAACAUCUUAUUUUAAAUGUCCUGCUUUUGAACAUAAUACUGAAUUUCCUUUCUUCAAUAUAUACAUCAUUCUCUGGAGUGGUUGACCUUGACAGUGGUGCAGGAAGGAUGGUCCCAACAGAGAAUGAUUUAAAAGAAGAAUUACUGCAUUUAGAAUCUGCCAUAUAUUAUUAGUGUCUACAUAAUGCUUAGUUUGUUAUUUAUAUGUUUAUUUAAGAAGUAAAUAUUUUCUCUUGUU
Messenger RNA from Patella vulgata (common limpet), 2189 nucleotides. RefSeq lists its product as uncharacterized. Bases 78 to 1694 code for a protein of 538 amino acids. NCBI's taxonomy places the organism in Eukaryota, Metazoa, Mollusca, Gastropoda, Patellidae. The record is from RefSeq and is a predicted model, not a curated record. The transcript is spliced from 11 exons.